Messenger RNA from Ilex paraguariensis (yerba mate), 894 nucleotides. The record is from the annotation of a GenBank genome assembly. NCBI's taxonomy places the organism in Eukaryota, Viridiplantae, Streptophyta, Magnoliopsida, Aquifoliales, Aquifoliaceae.
AUGCCACCAGAGUCCUCUCCUUGCCAUCAUCCUCUCGGUACUCCACUAACCCCGCUACUAUCACCUAUCUCUCCCAAAUCCAGGCUCCAUCCAAGUCGAAAUCUCAGCCAUUGUCAAGGUACAAGAAGAAUGGUAAUUACCAAAAAGAAUCUCAUUCCCCUCCUUGUUUUUGUCUUAUCAACUCUCUCCAUCCUCAGACUUCUCAAAUUGGCCAUAACUACAUCCUCUUCUCCUCCUGCUUUGCCUCCAACUCUUGCUUUACACACACAAGGCCCCUCGAGUAGUCGACCGAUCUUUCCAGCUAAUGCUAACGCCCUCACAGAAAAGGAAUUGAGAUUUCUAUCAGAUCUCAUUUCUAAUAGAGCACCUUGCAACCUCCUUGUUUUCGGGCUCGAACAACAGUACAUGGAUCUCUCAUCAUUGAAUGCAGGUGGAAUCACUAUCUUUCUCGAGGACAAUUCCGACAAGCUAAGCACAAUCAAAUCAAACUCUAACAGUUCUCGUGUUUACAAAGUAGAGUAUCCGACACCUGCCAGAGAAGCCUACAAACUACUCAAGCAUGCAAGAAAAAACCCGGGAUGUUCGCCUAACACGGGUCUUCUUGAAGCAUCACUAAAGUGCAAAUUAGCAUUGAAAGAGCUUCCAAAAGAAGUAGUGGAGCUGAGAUGGGAUGUGGUGGUGGUGGAUGGACCGAGUGGGGAUGGACCAGAGGCACCAGGCAGAAUGGCUGUAAUCUAUUCUGCUGGUAUAUUAGCAAGAUCUGGGAAUUUAACUGAUGUAGUUGUACACGAUGUGGAUCGUAUGAUUGAGAAAUGGUUUUCAUGGGAGUUCCUAUGUGAGGAGAACUUGGUUUCUUCUAAAGAUAACAAUAACAGUUUCAGGUAUUUUUUGUAA